UAUGGUCAAACAGCUCCAUUCUAGGAUAGCUGAGGGUGCCAUGCACAACUCCGGCGAGCGAUUCGACCCUCCAAGAUGUUAUCCUGGGACCCGAGAAACGAUUCUGAAGCGGCUGUUCGAUUGGUUCCUUGACAAUGACCGAGACGGCUUUAUGAGCUGGCUCUUCGGCCCGGCCGGUGCUGGCAAGUCAGCUGUUAUGCAAGAGAUUGCAGAGCGCCUCUACGAGAGGGGGUUACUCAUUGCGAGUUUCUUCUUCUCGCGGACGUCUGCCCUCCGAAACGAUGAAAAGUGCCUCGUGCCCACGAUUACGUAUCAACUGGCCAUAGCAAUCCCUUCCGCAAGGCCAUACAUCGAGGAAGCAAUCGAGUCUAACCCUGUGGUGCUCUCUAGUUCGCUAGAGACGCAGCUUCAGAAGCUUGUUAUAGAGCCGCUGAAUCGUGUUAUCGUAGCGCAUCAAGGAAAACCUUGUCCCAUGCCGACAGCUAUCCUCAUUGAUGGCCUGGACGAAUGCACCAGUGGCACCGUUCAGCAGCGCAUUCUUACUUGUUUAUCGACUAUCCGGGCCAAAUGCCAAUUUCCGCUCUUAUUCCUUGUGGCCAGUCGCCCAGAACCACACAUUGUGACGACCAUAACAUCAGACCCUUUCCAAUUCGGCCUCACUCGGACAGUGUUGGAGACAAAUUCUCGGGCGGAGGCAGAUAUACGACUGUUCCUUAUAGGCAAAUUCAAAGACAUCAAGCGAACUCACACUUUUCGAGCUUAUAUUCCUCAUAAAUGGCCCUCAACAGACAUUAUCGAGACCCUGGUACGGAAAUCUUCAGGCCAAUUUGUCUUCGCUUCCACUAUAACGCGAUAUAUAUCCCACCCUGAUUUCCAUCCGCACAGACGUCUGGACGUUGUCCUCAAAAUCACCCCUCGAUUACCAUCUCAAGAUUCUCCUUUCUCGGAGCUUGAUGCCCUCUAUUCCCAUCUUUUUUCUUCGUUGCAUUCCGAGACGCAGGAGACGGCGCUGCAAAUCCUCGGUCUCCUAAUAUUUCCAUAUAAAGAUGCCGCAAAGGUAUGGACCACUCAAGAGGUCGAAGAAUUCCUGGACCUCGAACACGACUCCGCCGUUCAGGCACUCAGCAGGCUCGCCUCGGUGGUUAGCGUGAGUCAUCGUAUGAAGAACAUUCGGAUUCUGCACGCUUCGCUGGCAGACUUUUUACUCGACAAGGAUCGCUCUGGCAGAUUUCAUAUCGAUCUACCCACCAUGAGCAACUAUUUUGCGCGGAUGUGCCUGUUCUCGUUUCAGUUUGGUACAGAUACGUUUAAGCACGCUGUCCAUAGCCUCGGGGAAUAUUGCACCAAUGCGAUGGAUACUGAAGACCUUCGACUAGCGUUUGGGAAGUUCGAUUUUGCGGCUAUAUCAGAACGCAGUCCAGAAGUCGAAUAUUUCCUCGACAACGACUUCGUCCUCCAUGUCGUAGACUCAUAUCUGGAAGGAUCACAAAAACUGAAGGAUUGUGGUAUAUUGGCCGCCAAAUGUCGAAGAAUAGUAGAGGACUUCAUCGGCGAUCAAAUUACUCUAUACCGCACAAACGAUCAACUCCUCUUCAGGUUACUGCUUGUAUAUGCUGCUGAUCCAGAUUGCCGAGUAUUUCAGGAGCUGCAAGAAUAUAUUGGAGGUCCCGAUGUCGGCUACGACCGCCUCAAUUUCGUCGAUCAGCUUCUUUCCCCCUUCGAACCUUAUGACUCUCGCUCCGGUGGCCAUCCUUGCCUUUCCUUGUCACUCCGUAGCGGAUCGAAAUUCUGGGGAACCCGCAGAUUCGUCCCAUUUGUGGAGCGCUUCCUCACCAGUGACGACUUUACACAAGCAGCCGCCCAUAUCGCGUUUUACGUCGCAUCCGUCCGAGAAACGUGGUCGAAUGCCACUGAGCCAGAUCACCACCGUUUGGGCGACAAACUUUGUAUGUGGCGCAGGAAACACCAUGGCUGUUCGGGCUCGGCCUGCCCGUGCAAAGCUGCUAGCUCCGCCGCGGAAGACGAAGACGAGCACGCGAGAGUUUGCGACAUCUUGAUCUUGAAGCAUCAAGCGUACGAAUAUGCUCUCCGCAUCCUCCCUUUUCUCCUUCGAAGGGCUACACCCAACGAACAUUUGACGAGUCUCCUAAUAUCUUCAAGGGUUGUUAUCCCUGAGAUAUGGACGUGGAAGAGUGAACAAUCCCGAAUCACGUCCGCAGCGUUCCCGGAAUCUUAUCAGGAAUUUAUUUCGAACAAGGGUCUCUAUGACCCUCUGCAGGAGCACCUGGCAAAGCUGUCAUCUUGCGUCGAGGAAUCCGUUGCAGAUUAUCUUAAGCGUGCUCAGACGAUAAAGGCACAACUCAAGGAUGGCCAGAAACCUCAACCACGGUUUACAACGCACAAACCCGGUGCCAACUCAUUGGUUCUCCACCCCCAGUCGGCGAAACAUCUUCGCUUUUUCACUCUUGCGACAAUGAUAGGUGUCUUGGCCCUCUUUUUGCUGAAGUA
This is a messenger RNA of Cyclocybe aegerita, 2508 nucleotides long. Lineage: Eukaryota; Fungi; Basidiomycota; Agaricomycetes; Agaricales; Hemipholiotaceae. The record is from the annotation of a GenBank genome assembly.